AUGGUCGACGCUAAUGAGGAUCGCGGGAUGGCCAUAGAGGAACCAGGGUUACCUCAAGGACCAAAGACAGAGCCUAAUUCUCCAUCAGCCACUUCCAGCUCGCCAUUAAUCAAUGACGGGGCAGUCAAUGGGCGUUCUAAAUCAAACGUUGACAGGAAUCUUGGUUUCCUGAGUGCUAAACAGAUCACCCUUGGCCAACGUUUAAAAGGUGUAUUGAACUCCCCAGCUCGGAAAUCUUCUCCUGAUGAUGAAAUUGUACAGAAAAUUGAUGAUGUCUAUGGCUACGCCAGAGUGGCUGCCUUCCAAGACAGCGACCCCAGUUGGUUACAAUAUCGAAAGUUCGGCUGGUUGCACAACAAUGUUUUACUUGUUCUACAAGAAGAGUUGCAGAGCCUUGAGGAUGAGCUAGAGGAGUUCUUCGAUAAUGCUUGUAAGCAUGAGGAAGGCCGGAUGCUUAUCAGAAGUCGAGACGAAGAUCGCAACCGUGAGCAUUCCGAAUGGACUGAUAUAAUUGACAGAAUCAAAGAAAAACUUGAGGUGUACGGUGAGUCCAUCUUGACCUGGCUCAUCACCGUUAGCUGUGCUCUGACGAGGGCAGAUGACUUUCUCCUCAAAACGCAAAGAAUUCAAGCUCUCGAAACUCCAACAAAACGAGACCAAAAUAGCGUGAAAAUCUUCGUGGAGCGGAGUCACAGUAUCGUGGAAUCAGAAAGAGAAUGGACGCAGCGUAGAGAAGACCUAGCAGUCUUGAAUCGCAAUGCUGAGCGCGGAAAAAUAAAUGACAUCAUUGAGGAUGUACUCAAUUACCUUUGUCCUCGAUUAUUACUGGUUGUCUUCAGGGCGGCCUACCUCGUUCUACUCCUCCUAGCAAUCUACACGCUUUUUCGCUUGCAGCCUCAGACCUCAGAAGAAGUUCAAUACAAGGGUAAUCUACAAAUUGUAGCUACUUGCCUCUUCACAUUUGCCGUGGCUAUCUGGUGCACCAUCCUCACCAAAGCGAGAAAUCAUGAGGUUUUCAUGGCAACAGCUGCUUUCGCAGCAGUGCUGGUUGUAUUCAUGGGCAACACAACGACCUUGGUAAUUCCUGAAGAAAUGCAAAAGAAAACAUCGAGCAUGUCAUCAGAUACUCUGUGA
Messenger RNA from Bacidia gigantensis, 1134 nucleotides. RefSeq lists its product as uncharacterized. The transcript has 4 exons. Bases 1 to 1134 code for a protein of 377 amino acids. NCBI's taxonomy places the organism in Eukaryota, Fungi, Ascomycota, Lecanoromycetes, Lecanorales, Ramalinaceae. The record is from RefSeq and is a predicted model, not a curated record.